AUGUACACCAGGACUACCAAACUGGUUGCCGUCCUCGCAGGCUACCUAGCCUCUCUCGUACACGCAUCUCCAACAGCUGUCGGAGAUAACGUGGCCCAUACGCAGUCCUUACGAGCCGAGACAUUCUCCAACCCCGUGCUCUGGGAAGACUACCCUGACCUGGACGUGUUUCGCGUCGGCGAUGUGUUUUACUACUCAUCCUCGACCUUCGCCUACUCCCCGGGAGCGCCGGUGCUGAAGUCGUACGACCUCGUCAACUGGGAGCCCGUCUCGCACAGCGUGCCCGAGCUCAACUUUGGCGCCAAGUACAACCUCAACGGCAGCGGGCAGGCGUACGUCAAGGGCAUCUGGGCGAGCACUCUGCGGUACCGCGCCUCCAACGACCUGUUCUACUGGAUCGGCUGCGUCGAGGGCAAGACGUACAUCUGGACGGCGCCGGGCCACGGCGCGGCCAGCAACGGCGGCGAGGUGUCGGAGUGGCAGUGGACCAGCCACCCGCCGCUCAACACGUGCUACUACGACUGCGGGCUCUUCAUCGACGACGACGACACCAUGUACGUCGCGUACGGCAACACCAACAUCCAGCUCGCGCAGCUGUCGAGGGACGGCCUGAGCCAGGUGAGGACGCAGCAGGUGUACUCGUCGGGCGACUACAUCGAGGGCUCGCGCAUGUACAAGAUCAAGGGCAGCUACUACAUCUUCGUCACCCGCCCGGCCGACACGGAGCUGGUGCUCAAGUCGAGCAGCCCCUUCGGCCCGUACCAGAUCCGGACGCUGGUGUCGCGCAUCAACGGGCCCCUGGCCAACGCCGGGUUCGCGCACCAGGGCGGCGUCGUCAACACCCAGGACGACAAGUGGUACUACGUCGCCUUCAUGGACUCGUACCCCGGCGGGCGCAUCCCCGUGGCCGCCCCGCUGACGUGGACGUCUGACGGGUGGCCGCAGGUCGUGACCGACGGCGGCAGCUGGGGCAAGACGUACCCCAUGCCGGUGCAGACCAACAAGAAGGUCGCGUCCCCGGUCGGGACGGACGAGUUCAAGGGCGCCAGCCUCAGCCAAGAGUGGGAGUGGAACCACAACCCGGACAACACCAAGUGGUGGCUCGCGGGCGGCGGAGAGGGCGGCCUGAUCCUGCAGACGGCCGACGUCACGACGGACCUGUUCGCGGCGCGCAACACGCUCACGCACCGCAUCAUCGGACCCAAAUCUACCGGCACCUUCCGGCUGGACGUCAGCAAGAUGAAGGACGGCGACCGUGCGGGCGCCGCGCUCUUCCGGGACCGUGCGGCCUACAUUGCGGUAUGGAAGGACGGCAACGCGGCCAAGAUCGUCAUGGUGAACAACUUGAACAUCGCGGAGGGCACCUGGGAGACUACUUCCAAGGGGACUGUGGCUGCUACGGGGCCGACGAUCAAUGCGGCAGGAGAUAUCUGGUUGCGCGUGCAGGCCGACAUCACGCCGGCCUUCGGCUCGAGCCAGGAGAGGACCACGCGGUUCUCCUACAGCACGGAUGGCACCACGUUUACGAACCUGGGGCCGGCGUUCGCUAUGAGCAACUCGUGGAAGUACUUCACUGGAUACAGGUAUGGCGUCUUCAACCAUGCCACCAAGUCACUGGGUGGCGAAGUCAAGUAUGCUCCCAGCACCUCACCACACAACAGCCAUCAACCCAGCCGCAGCACACCAGUCAAGGACAGUAAAGACAGCGUCCAGCACGGUGAUCCUGUCCAGCCCCUUACCCAUGAUCCACCGCUGCGUGCGCAUCCCGAGCGCAAAGUUCAUGACCGCCUGCGAGCAGUUGGCCAGACCCAGCACGAGCAGCGCCGUCACGUCGAGCGGGAUGUCUCCCCUCCUCGAGCCCGUCGACAGCAGCCUGGACGACGGCGACCUCCAGACGGUGGCGUAGAGGCGCAGCAGGGCCAGCAGGGCCAUGGACGUGUUGAUGGAGCCGAGGUAGGCCAUGAUGUCGUGGUGCCAGGCGUCUCCCUGGGGCAGCCGCGCGACGCUCUGGUUGGUCUCGGAGCUGCGCUUGGACAGCUUGCGCAUCAUGAACGGCUGCCGGAAGCAGAAGUGCAGAAAGGCACUUAG
Thyridium curvatum is the source of this 2088-nucleotide messenger RNA. RefSeq lists its product as uncharacterized. Gene Ontology annotation, biological process: carbohydrate metabolic process. The record is from RefSeq and is a predicted model, not a curated record. The coding region runs from base 1 to 2088 and encodes 695 amino acids. The transcript has 2 exons. Lineage: Eukaryota; Fungi; Ascomycota; Sordariomycetes; Thyridiales; Thyridiaceae. Gene Ontology annotation, molecular function: hydrolase activity, hydrolyzing O-glycosyl compounds.